AUUUACUCAUUCAUUUCAUUCUCACAAUCUUUCUUUUGACUUGUUCGAUCUUCAUCACCACCCCCACCUUCAAACUUCUCUUCUCUCCUCUCUUUUAUUCUUUAUUGGUAUGGGAUAUCUUCUUCUUCUUCUCACCCAUUAAUAAUAUCAUAUCAUAACAUUCUUCUCUUCAUCGUUACAGAGAUAUGGAUUUUGUGGAUUACAAGCGCAAAAGCAACUUUCCCAGGAAGAUCUUCCUGGCUGCUGGCCUUAUUGCCAUUUGUUUUCUUUUAUUUAGGAAGUCCCCUAGUCUCACAGGCUCUAGCAAGUUCUCACAGCAUGAACCUGGGGUAACACAUGUCUUAGUAACGGGAGGAGCUGGAUAUAUAGGUUCUCAUGCUGCUCUUCGUCUCUUGAGGGAUUCAUAUCGUGUAACUAUCGUGGAUAAUCUUUCGCGGGGAAACAAGGGUGCGGUCAAAGUUCUCCAAGAACUAUAUCCAGAGCCCGGAAGACUUCAAUUUGUUUAUGCUGAUCUUGGAGAUGCAUCAGCGGUAGACAAAAUAUUCUCCGAGAAUGCAUUUGAUGCUGUAAUGCAUUUUGCAGCAGUUGCAUAUGUUGGUGAAAGUACACAAGAGCCCUUACGAUACUAUCAUAACAUUACCUCAAACACAUUGUUGCUUGUCAAGGCAAUGGCGGCUCAUGAAGUCAAGACAUUGAUCUAUUCAAGUACGUGCGCAACGUAUGGAGAGCCGGAGAAAAUGCCCAUCACUGAAGUCACUCCACAAGCACCAAUCAAUCCAUAUGGCAAGGCAAAGAAAAUGGCAGAAGAUAUCAUAUUGGAUUUCUCAAAGACUAAUGACAUGGCUGUCAUGAUCUUAAGGUACUUCAAUGUCAUUGGGUCAGACCCUGAUGGAAGGUUGGGAGAAGCUCCUAGACCCGAACUCCGAGAACAAGGUCGAAUCUCUGGUGCUUGUUUUGACGCAGCUCGCGGGAUAAUUCCAGGCUUGAAGAUAAGAGGGGUUGACUAUAGUACCCCUGAUGGAACAUGUGUAAGAGACUACAUUGAUGUCACAGAUCUAAUCGAUGCACAUGUAAAGGCUCUGCAACAUGCAACUAGGGGCAAAGUUGGCAUCUACAAUGUGGGCACGGGAAAAGGCAGCUCAGUGAAACAAUUUGUAGAGGCCUGCAAGAAGGCCACGGGAGUGGAUAUAAAGGUAGAAUACCUUAGCAGGCGCCCUGGGGAUUAUGCAGAAGUGUAUAGUGAUCCUUCCAAGGUCAAGCAGGAGCUGAAUUGGUCUGCAAAAUACACACUUGAAGAGAGUUUGGCUAUUGCAUGGAAAUGGCAGAAACUCCACAGAAAUGGCUAUUCUAACUAACUAGGUGGAGGCCCCCUAAAUAUUACUCAAAUUCUUUUCUUCCAGAAGACAGAAGCUCCUCUCAUACCUUAAAUCCUGUCUGCUGAUUUUAUGUCAGUGGCCUUUUUGUUAAUGUAGUAGAUACAUAUUUACUUAGUAUUUAACUAUUUAUACAUUAGGUAAAUACCUGGAAAUAGUGUGGAAACAAACAGCUGCUGUAAAAUUGAUAUAAUGAAUGAGCACACUGCACACUUCAAUGUUUUUUUGGAUGACAACGUUAUUUUAAUGCAAUUAUGCAAAUUCUUACUCA
This is a messenger RNA of Cuscuta epithymum, 1644 nucleotides long. The record is from the annotation of a GenBank genome assembly. NCBI's taxonomy places the organism in Eukaryota, Viridiplantae, Streptophyta, Magnoliopsida, Solanales, Convolvulaceae.